Molecule: messenger RNA, 3335 nt
Organism: Electrophorus electricus (electric eel)
Lineage: Eukaryota; Metazoa; Chordata; Actinopteri; Gymnotiformes; Gymnotidae
Source: RefSeq, a predicted model, not a curated record
CUUGCUUACACCCCGGAAACACGUCGUGUGGAUUCUCUUUCUUCAAAAUCAUCUGCUGGGUUUAUGAUCGAGGCGAUUCCAGUCUUACGGUGCAAGCUUCGCUCACUACUCCGCGACCGCCGGCAGAGGAGGGGGGCUCUGUGAAGCGAGCCGUAGCGCAGUGUCGACCCUCCUUGCUGUAGCGUGCCACCGCAAGGACGAGAGUCAGCCAGCCAGUCCGCGCUCUGCCACAUCCCGGGCGAAGGGCUGGGCGCGCGCGCGGAACUGCCUGAACGAGCACUCGCUGUCCCCGCACUCCGCACGAGCCGACGCCGCGUCCUCCUCGCGAUGGGGAACGCAGCGGCCACCAAGAAAGGCAGCGAGGUGGAGAGCGAGACUUUUGUGAAAGAGUUUUUAGCUAAAGCCAAAGAAGAUUUCCUACGAAAAUGGGAAUGUCCACCACAGUGCACAAGCGGUCUGGAAGACUUCGAAAGGCUGAAGACCCUCGGCACAGGGUCCUUCGGCAGGGUCAUGCUGGUGAAACACAAAGGGACAGAGCAGUUCUACGCCAUGAAGAUCCUAGACAAACACAAGGUGGUGAAAUUGAAGCAAAUAGAACACACGCUAAAUGAGAAGAGAAUAUUACAAGCUGUGUCUUUCCCUUUCCUCGUCAAGCUGGAAUAUGCCUUCAGGGAUAAUUCCAAUUUGUAUAUGGUAAUGGAGUAUGUACCAGGCGGUGAGAUGUUCUCACAUCUUAGAAGAAUCGGGAGGUUCAGUGAACCCCAUGCACGCUUUUACGCAGCACAGAUAGUGCUGACUUUUGAGUACCUCCACUCCCUAGACCUCAUCUACAGAGACCUGAAACCCGAAAACCUGCUCAUCGAUCAGCACGGAUACAUUCAGGUCACUGAUUUUGGCUUUGCGAAGAGAGUGAAGGGCCGAACCUGGACGUUGUGCGGCACCCCAGAGUACCUGGCGCCUGAGAUCAUCCUCAGCAAGGGCUACAACAAGGCCGUGGACUGGUGGGCGCUGGGAGUGCUCAUCUAUGAAAUGGCUGCUGGCUACCCACCGUUCUUCGCAGACCAGCCGAUUCAGAUCUACGAGAAGAUAGUGUCUGGGAAGGUGCGAUUCCCAUCUCACUUCAGUUCAGAUUUGAAAGACUUGCUAAGGAAUCUGCUGCAGGUCGACCUGACGAAACGGUAUGGCAACCUCAAGAACGGUGUCAAUGACAUCAAGAACCACAAAUGGUUCGCCACGACAGAUUGGAUCGCCAUCUACGAGAGGAAGGUAGAGGCGCCGUUCAUCCCAAAGUGCAGAGGCCCCGGCGAUACAAGCAACUUUGACGACUAUGAGGAGGAGGACAUCCGUGUAUCAAUUACAGAAAAAUGCGGGAAAGAAUUUGCAGAGUUUUAGUUGGGACACAGAGCUAUACGUAUGCAUAUAUACGUAUAUGUAUUUAUCUAUAUAUGUAUAUAUAUAUAUGUAUAUAUAUAUGUGUGUGCGUGCGUGUGAGAGACUGUGUGCGUGUGCGUGUGUGUCAUACAAACUAAAUAAGGGGAUCUUUGCACUCUAGAGACAUGGGGAUGGAGAAGAGACCAUAUCACCCAUCACAGUUACAGCAUCGCGCCUUCAUUCCAUCUGGUACAACGACAGGUCAACGAGACCCCUGUGCUUAAACAGUGCAUAGCGUUACACAUCAUAUCAGACACUUCACUCAUCCAUAUAAGAACCCCACCUCCCUCCCCCUUGCGUGUCUGUGCGUGUGUGCGUGCGCCUUUCCUUCCCUAUUUUUAAAAGGUGAAAGGAAGAAGGUAUUAUCCAGUGUUCAAGACUAAGACUUGGUGGGAGGGGAAGAAAUUCAAAGGCCAAUGUAACAGUGUGUCAAUGUCGUACGGCAUGAUGCCUCUUGGGGCACUGCCAGUAUCUCAUGGUUGCGAUUUGAGAGCUAGAUGUUGCCUGUAGCAUUCAGCAGAUUUGUCUGUUACAUGUUUGUUUUGCUUUUUUUUUGUUGUUGUUGUUCUUAUUCUGAGUAACGACACACGUUUUCUUACCUCAGACUAGACCUCUGACCACUUUCAGCUUUCAGAGGCUCCACUUGUUCCUCGUCCGUCUGUCUUGUUUUUGAAAGGGUCUUUACUUCAAGCAGUGUGAGUGUAGAAAGCAUGACCAAAACUGUUGAGCUGUGGGUGGCAGAUGUGGAGAUCUCGAUCCUCCAGAUUUGCCUUAGGCCGCCCAACACUGCUGAGCCAGGAGAACGUUACGCUGAUCCUUAUGCAACUGUGUUGGAGUGGACGGCCAGCUUGACCACACUGAGACGCCUCACGCAUACUGACACAGUCUGGCCUUCUGCCUUAUUUUACCAGUGCAUAAGGUAUUGUUUUACUUUUUGUGUAUUUCAGUCGUUUGAAUUCGAUGUAAAGCGGAAAUCAUGCCGCAUAUAUUUUCUGUGACGUGACUUAUUUCUGAGUGAAAUGGGAAAUGCAGGCGGGAAGUGAUGCAUAGUGAGACUUGGUUUUAUCCACUGGGAUUAGAUUGGCUCGACAUAUUGUUGGUUAAUCUCUUCCCCACCCGCCCCCAGCCUUUAUGUAGCCAGAAAUAAGAUGAUGUCUUUGAGGCAGGCAAAAGUCAUUGUAUUUUCCUAGAUUACAGAAGAGACUUUUGUCUUUUAAAUGAUACAAUGAUGAUUCAUGCACAAUAUGACCAGGAACAUGAACUAACUAGGUUUAAAAAAAAAAAAAGGUCAAUUUUGCUUUUAACUUGUCUUUAAUCUAAACACUUUUCUCUUAUAAUACCCUGAUUAAACUCUUAAGAUUUGGCUCAAAAUAUCUCAUAUUCAAAUUACUACAUAUUUUCAUUAAAAACCUGUGCACAAAUUGUGAAUGUGAAUCUGAGAGUGGCCUGGUUUCCUAAAAAGCAUUUUGGUGCUUGAAUGAACUGAAGGUUCUUAGUGUUUAGUCUUUGAACUGUUCCAGUUCUAUUCCAGAAACCAAACACUAACGAUCCUGUUAAAAAACAUACAAAAUAACAGUAUUUUCUUCCUUUUUAAACUGUCAAAUUUCACAAAGUUCAAGCAAAAUUGUGGAACUUGAAAUCCCUUUGCCCACACUUUUGCUGUUGAAUUUCUUUUUCCCCAUGAUAGAAAUGCAGAGUUGCAACUAGGUAUGCAAAUUGUUUGCAGUGUUUGAGUUUCAAGGUACAUUCUCACAGACACCUUUAAACAGACCAGGGUUUAUUAACCUUGACUUCUUUGUAUCACGAUUCAGUUAUUGUUCUGAUCAUAAGGCAUAUAUGCAUUGUUUUUAUGUUUUUAUUUAUACACACACUAGAGAUGCUAAUAAAUUUUAUUUUUAAAAUUG